Messenger RNA from Corythoichthys intestinalis (scribbled pipefish), 15058 nucleotides. It is a transcript of the gene herc2, whose product is annotated as HECT and RLD domain containing E3 ubiquitin protein ligase 2. The record is from RefSeq and is a predicted model, not a curated record. The transcript has 90 exons. The coding region runs from base 179 to 14662 and encodes 4827 amino acids. Lineage: Eukaryota; Metazoa; Chordata; Actinopteri; Syngnathiformes; Syngnathidae. Gene Ontology annotation, biological process: protein ubiquitination. Gene Ontology annotation, molecular function: protein binding; zinc ion binding; ubiquitin-protein transferase activity.
AGUGCCCCGCCUUGACUACGUAAUAUGUCUCCAUGCCUCAUGCCCCUGUCGGCGAGCUGUCAAUCAAGUCCAAAUAAUGCAGCAUAGUAGCUAAGGAGAGGACGGUAAAGGCGUCAGCGGAAGACCGCAGGUUGGCUGCGUUUGCAGCCGAGAGAGGAGCAGGGGAGGAGGUGGGAAGAUGCCUUCUCGAUCCUUUAACCUCGAUGCUCAGAGCUGUUUUCAUGACAAAUGGCUCAAAAUAGAUUUACAGUGGGCCUUCUCCGCCGAAGGUCUGAGCGAGAUGUGGAACGAAAUGGUAAAGGAUGAGGAGAUAACGUUUAACGUAGAGGACUCGCCGUACCCAGAAGACUGCUCGGGUUGCUUUAACUGUCAGAAGAAGGAUGAAGCCAACGAGGAGGAGGCGGCACCUACGGCGACCCCGGCUUUCCACCAUUCCAUCAUCGAGACCUGGGACUGGGGACGCCAGCCAGAUGAAAAAGAGCUAAAAGACUGCUUAAUGGUGCUGGUGGACGACCAGCAGAAGCUGUCAGCCCAGAUGGCCAAAAGCACGCUGUCAGCUCGACGUCUCUGCCAACGUCUUGUCAUCCUGGAGCGCUAUCACAUCUCGCUAAGCUACAGCAUGGAAGAAAAGGAGAAGUUUUCCUGGAAGACCCCAGUCAGCCUGCCGCGUCCCACCACUGACAAUAAAAUGCCACGCCCAGACAGCAAAAGUGUUGAAGGUUUGGCCAUGGUGGGGUCCCGGGCGGCGCUGUCGUUCGCUUUCGCUUUCCUGCGUCGGGCCUGGAGAUCGGGUGAUGACGCGGACCUGUGCAGUGAGCUCCUUCAGGAAUCUCUGGACGCCCUCCGAGCACUACCCGAGGCCACGCUGUUUGACGAGGGCACUGUGUCGUCCGUGUGGCUGGAGGUGGUCGAGCGAGCCACCAAGUUCCUCAGCGACAUUCAUGGAAACGCCAGCACCAAGGCCAAUGUCCCCCUUCAGGACCAGCACCUGGCGCUAGCCAUCCUGCUAGAGCUGGCUGUACAGAGGGGAACGCUCAGUCAACUGUUGGCCGCCAUCCUGCUGCUGCUACGCCUGUGGGAGAGCGGCACUCAAGAGAUGGACAACGAGCGCUCCACGCAGGGCACCAGUGCUCCCCUGCUGCCACUUCUGCAACGUUUCAAGAGCAUUCACAGCAGCAAGGAGGAAGCAAUUCUAGACGAAGAACCUGAGAUCCUCUCAGCACCACUGAGUCCAAACGAGAGUUUCCUACGUUACCUGACUUUGCCCCAGGACAAUGAUCUGGCCAUUGACCUGCGUCAGACCGCCGUGGUCAUCUUGGCCCACCUGGACCGCCUGGCCAUUCCUCGCAGCCCCCCGCAACUCAACUCACCCUCCACGCACAAGGGGAACAUGCAGGAAGUCAUUGCCUGCGGCCUCCUGGGUUGGAAGCUUUACGCCAACUUGAACGGGCCAAUCCAGUGCAAAGCCCUCGCCAACAUGGGCGUCACUCAAGUGGUGUGCUCGGAGAAGGGUUUCCUCAUCUUGUCCAACAGCGGCGCCGUCUACGCCCAAAACUACAAGAGCACCACUUUGGCACCCAUGCUCAUUUACGCGCUGAGCUCCAGGAAGAUUAUCAAACUGGCAGCCCACCCGGAAGGGCAGCACUAUUUAGCCUUGUCAUCCACUGGUGAAGUUUUCUCUUGGGGUUGCGGUGAUGGCGGACGGCUCGGACAUGGCGACACCACAUAUAUAGACGAGCCGACCAUGAUUGCCGCCUUCAAUGGGAAGCAGGCGGGUAAACAGGUGGUGCACGUAGCCUGUGGGAGCACGUAUAGCGCCGCUAUCACCGCAGAUGGCGAGCUCUACACGUGGGGACGUGGCAACUAUGGCCGCCUGGGGCACGGCUCUAGCGAGGACCAGAUGACGCCCGCGCUAGUGACGGCGCUGAAGGGUAUAAAAGUUGUGGAUGUUGCGUGCGGCAGCGGAGAUGCACAAACGCUCGCUGUCACUGAAAAUGGUCAAGUUUGGUCCUGGGGCGAUGGCGACUAUGGCAAGCUGGGCCGAGGAGGCAGCGACGGAUCCAAGACUCCCAAGCUGGUGGAGAAGCUACAGGAUCUGGACAUCGUCAAGGUGUGCUGUGGCAGCCAGUUCUCGUUGGCGCUCACCAAGGAUGGACAAGUGUACACGUGGGGAAAGGGCGACAACCAACGUCUUGGUCACGGCACGGACGAACACGUGCGCUACCCGAAAUUGUUGGACAGUCUGCAGGGUAAGAAAGUGGUGGAUGUAGCAGUGGGCUCAUCGCACUGCCUUGUCCUCACCGACGAUGGCGAAGUGCACAGCUGGGGUAGCAACGACAAGCUGCAGCACUUUGACACACUCUUUCACAACAAGAAGCACCCCAAGCCACUUCCAGGCCUCGAGUCUAAACACAUCGUGGGCAUCUCCUGCGGCCCGGGACAGAGUUUCGUGUGGUCCUCGUGCUCCGAGUGGUCUGUUGGCCAGCGCGUUCCGUUUGUCGUGGACGUGUGCCCCACGACCUUCGAGCAGCUGGACCUACUCCUUCGACAGGUCAGCGAGGGCAUGGACGGGAGUUCGGACUGGCCUCCUCCGCAGGAAAAGGAGUGCAUGGUGGUCGCCGCGCUUAACCUGCUCAGGCUUCAGCUUCACGCCGCCAUUAGUAACCAGGUUGACCCAGAGGAACUGGGUUUGGGGCUCGGCAGCACUCUCUUGAACAAUCUCAAGCAAACUGUGGUGGUGCUUGCUAGCAAUGCGGGCGUGCUCAACACUGUGCAGGCCGCUGCUCAGUCCGUCCUGCAAAGCGGGUGGUCAGUUCUGCUGCCCACUGCGGAAGAGCGGGCAAGGGCCUUGUCUUCUUUACUGCCCAAUACUGCAUCAGGAAAUGAGAGAAGCGUGACACCUGGCCGCCGCUUUAUGAUCGACCUGCUGGUUAGCAGCUUGAUGGCAGACGGCGGCUUGGAAUCCGCACUGAAGGCGGCGAUCGCUGCUGAGAUACAGGACAUUGAGGCUAAGAAAGAGGCCCAAAAAGAGAAGGAGAUCGAUGAACAAGAGGCUAACGCAUCCACGAUGCAGCGCUGCCGUACCAUGCUGGAUAAAGACCUCAUCAAUACCGGCAUCUAUGAGUCAGCUGGGAAGCAAAUACUGCCUCUAGUUCAGCUUGUUCAGCAACUUCUGAGGAAUAUCGCGUCGCAGACAAUCGCAAGGCUAAAGGACAUCGCACACCUGCGCAUCUCCAAUUAUUUAGAGGCUGAACAUGACAGUAAGGAGCGAUCUGCGUCUUUGGACCUUCUGCUACGAUUCCAGAGGCUGCUAGUCAGCAAACUCUACCUUGGGGUCAAAGAUGAGGUCAAUGUUUACGGAUACGAUCGGGAGCUCCUUGGUGUUGGCUCGCUGUUGAAAAAGUACAUCGCUUUGCUGUGCACCCACAUCGGCGACAUCCUCCCUGUAGCCACCAGCAUUGCCUCCACUGGGCACCGCCAUUUUGCUGAAGUAUCUCAUGUCAUUGAAGGAGAUCUGACUGGUGUGCUUCUGCCUGAGUUGGUGGUGUCUAUCAUCCUCCUCCUCAACUUUGAUGCCGGCCUAAUGCAGGAGACAGGCUCCAUUCCGCUCCUGGCUGGACUCCUGGAGCAUCUCGACAGAUUCAAUCACCUUGCACCUGGACACGAGAAGGACGAUAAUGAGGAUCUGGCGUGGCCUGGCAUCAUGGGUUCAUUCUUCACGGGCCAGAGCUCCAAAAAUAAUGAAGAGGUCUCCCUCAUCCGCAAGGCUGACUUGGAGAAUCACAACAAAGACGGCGGUUUCUGGACGGUCAUCGACGGACGCGUCUACGACAUCAAGGACUUUCAAGCUCAGUCCCAGUCGCUCACUGGAAACAGCGUCCUUGCUCAGUUUGCUGGAGAAGACCCGGUAGUUGCUCUGGAAGCCGCUCUGCAGUUCGAGGACACCAAAGAAUCCAUGCAGGCCUUCUGUGUUGGUCACUAUAUGGAGCCAAACCAGGAGAUGGUCACUACUCCCGACCUCAGCAGUCUGUCAUCCCCUCUCAUCGACACUGAGAGGAAUUUGGGCCUACUGCUGGGUCUUCACGCGUCAUACCUGGCCAAGAGCACCCCUUUGUCACUCAUGGAGCUCGAAUGUACCAGAUGGCUGCAGUCCUCCAUCUUCUCCGGGGGCCUGCAGACUAGCCAAAUCCACUACAACUACAACGAGGAGAAGGACGAAGACCACUGCAGCUCCCUGGGGACCACCGCGCCGGAUAAAGCCAAACUGUACACUCGACGGAUAACCCUCAGUGACCACGCACAGCCUUUCCUGCAAGCCAUCGCAGACAACAACACUCAGGACCACACUGUGAAGGACUUCCUUUGCCAAAUUGAGCGUUGCUGUAAGCAGUACCAUCUUAUCACACCCAUCACCUUCCCACCUGAGCACCCCGUGGAGGAGGUGGGCCGCCUGCUGCUGUGCUGCUUGCUGAAACAUCAGGACCUUGGUCAUGUUGCGCUCUCGCUUGUCAGCCAAUGUGCCUUGGGGGUGGAACAAGGGAAGCAGAGGUCACUCCCUAAAUCUGUGAUUGAUGUGUGCCGCAUGGUCUACCAGGCGAAAUGUUCUCUAAUCAAGACCCAUCAGGAACAGGGUCGUUCCUACAAGGAAGUCUGCGCUCCUGUCAUCGAGCGCCUGCGCUUCCUAUUCAACGAGCUGCGUCCGGCGGUCAGCAACGACCUGUCCAUCGUGUCAAAGCUGAAGCUGCUCAGCUCUCAGCCGCGUUGGCGCAGGAUCGCUCAGAAGCUCAUCAGGGAUCGGCGCAAGAAAAAAGUGUGUAAAAAAUCAGGUGAUGGAGAAGAGCCAAAAUUGGAGAAUGAGGGGACGAUAGAAGAAGAAACUCACAUUAACAUCAGUCCUUCAUCCGGUGAUAGGAAGUCGCCUACAAGCAAGACUGCCAAGGACAAAUGGGAGCCCAUUCUAAGCACAGUGGACAACGUCCACAAGUACCGCUGGCUGAAGCAUAGCGUUCACGGCGCCUACCCCCAGUCUAGCCUAAUGGCUAAAAUUGUCGAGUUUGCACUGAAAGAAGAGCCCCUGGAUGUGGAGAAAAUGAGGAAAUGUCUUCUGAAACAGCUGGAGAGGGCGGAGGUGAGGCUGGAGGGCAUCGACACCAUGUUGAAGUUGGCCGCUAAGAGCUUCCUGCUGCCGUCGGUGCAGUAUGCUAUGUUGUGUGGUUGGCAGAGGGUCAUACCGGAAGGAACAAACAUCGGAGAACCUCUCACUGACUGCCUGAAAGACGUAGACCUGAUCCCUCCCUUCAACCGCAUGCUCCUAGAGGUGACUUUUGGCAAGUUGUACUCUUGGGCCAUCCACAACGUUCGCAACAUCCUGCUGGAAGCAAGCGGACGCUUUAAAGAGCUCGGUGUCCAGCCUGUUCCGUUGCAAACUAUUACUAACGAGAACCCAGCAGGACCAAGCCUGGGCACCAUCCCGCAAGCCCGUUUUCUUCUGGCCAUGAUACACAUGCUAUCGCUAAAGCACGGCGCUAACAGCCUGAGCCUACUGCUCAACUCGGGCACACUGGCCCUCACACAGAGCAUCCUCAAGUUGAUUGGACCCAGCACUGAUAGCAGCGAUGAGGACAUGAGUUUAUCGGCGCACGGAGGCUCUGCCACCGUGCUGGAAGAGUCCAGGAAAGAGGCUGUUCCCAUGCCCGUUCCCGCCUCCGGGCCGGAACUGGCGGCCAUGAUGAAAAUUGGCACGCGGGUCAUGAGGGGAGUGGACUGGAAAUGGGGAGAUCAGGAUGGUCCAUCUCCGGGUCUGGGCCGGGUUAUUGGCGAACUGGGCGAGGAUGGCUGGAUCAGAGUCCAGUGGGACACGAGCAGCACCAAUUCAUAUCGAAUGGGGAAGGAGGGCAAAUACGACCUCAAGCUAGCAGAGCCGCCUCCUGCAGCUGAGCCCACCGCCGACGACUCUGACACGGAAGACGACGCGGAAGGCGAACCAGUGGAAAAGAGCAGCCACCCGACAGCCAUGAUGUUAACGAGUACCGUCAACCUACUCAAGACGUUAGCGCUGUCGUCUGGGAUUUACGCCGACGUGUUGCAAAAGGACGCCACGCGCACUCUUUGCGGGUUACUAAGGACGCUGGUAGAAAGCGCGGCCAAUGAUAAGACUGGCUGUCACACCCACAGGCUGGUGUCGCGGGAGCAGCAUAAGAGCUGGUGCACGCUGGGCUUCAUCCGCAGCAUCGCGCUUAUGCCGCAGAUGUGCAGCACGCUGAGCACCUCUGCGUGGAUCGGCCUGCUCAUCCGCAUUGUCGAGGGCAACCAGUCGUUUAGCGCAGUCACUUUGCAGCGACAGAUCCUCGCACUACGUCUCCUGCAAGCCGUGCUUCCCUCAUGGGACAAACUCGAGCGCUCCUCGGAUAUGAGGUUCCUAGUGGAGAAGCUGUUUGGCUUCUUGGGAAGCUUACUCAGCACCUGCUCUUCAGACCUGCCUCUUCUUAGAGAGGGUUCCCUACGACGCAGGAAAUCCCGCCCUCAGGCCUCUCUUACAGCCACUCACAGCAGCACGUUAGCUGAGGAGAUUGUAGGCGUCUUGCGUACUCUCCAUUCUCUCACACAGUGGAACGCACUCAUCAACGAGUACAUCAACGCUCAGCUGAGCUCCAUUGGAGAAGUCAUGGCAAACUGCCAGUCUGAAGCUAGUUUCCUGGAAGAGUAUUUCCCGGACGCCGAGGGUCCCAGAGUGGGUAGCCUCAUGGCUGUGCUAGCGGUAAUCGGCGGAAUCGACAGUCGUCUCCGGCUAGGCGGCCAAGUGGUCCACGAAGAAUAUGGCGAAGGCACCGUCACACGCAUCACGCCGAAAGGACGGAUAACCGCGCAAUUUCACGAAAUGCGCAACAGCCGGGUUUGCCUGCUCAGUCACCUCAAACCGUGUCCUGCUGUAGCCUUCAGUGUGCAGAAUUUGCCUUUUUCGGAUUCCAUGUUGACAGUCUGGGCUCAGCUCGUAAGCCUGGCUGGAAGUAAACUGGAGAAACAUCGAAUGAAGAAGUGCCUCAGUCGGGGCCUUACAGCGGACCAGGUGGAUCUCCACUUGCUGCGCUGGCAGCAGCUUAGGCUGUACAUCCUGAAGGCUGCACGGGCGCUGCUUUCGCACCAGGACAAACUGCGGCAGAUUCUCUCUCAGCCGGCGGUGGUGGACAUCGGACCAAACCCUGGCGAGGAUGCAGUGGUGUCAUCACCUGAUGUCGGAGAUCUUUCUCCUGAGGGUCCUCUUCCUCCGAUGAUCCUCCUGCAGCAACUCCUGUCCGCCGCCACUCAGCCGUCGCCCAUCAAAGCCAUUUUUGACCGGCGGGAGAUGGAAGCGGCAGCCCUGGCCGUGUGUCAAUACCUAGCCGUGGAGUUGGCCCACCCGUCCUCCCCGCUUUUUGAAGACAGCAGCUCCAGCGAGGCCACCACGCCCAUCACCGUGCAGCAGCACGUCCGGCCGCCCAAGCAGAAGAAGCACAAGACAUCGCCCGUCCCGCCUCUCCCCAUCGUGCUGCAGCUCAUGGAGAUGGGUUUCCCGCGGAAAAACAUCGAGUUCGCCUUGAAGUCGCUGUCGGGGACAACCAGCAGCGCCACGGGGGUGCCAGGUGUUGAGGCACUGGUGGGCUGGCUACUGGACCACCCUGACAUUCAGACGUCAGAAGUGUCGGAUGCUGACACCGUGUCGGACGAAGAGUCUGAUGAGGAAGCAUUUGAGGAGCUGGAGGAAGCUGAGCCCACAUUUACUGGGCCUCCAGGCGCAGUCGUGACAGAGAGCCAGACGUUCAAAAAGCGAUCAGAUUUCCAGAGCAUUUAUGACUACGCCGUUUACGUCCAAGAGAACAUUCAAGUGGACAUGAUGGUAAAGUGCUGCCGAACAUACGAGGAGGUGUACGACGGCGACGUGGGCAAAGUCAUUAAGCUGGACCGCGACGGCCUUGACGAUUUAAACGUGCAGUGCGACUGGCAGCAAAAGGGCGGAACAUACUGGGUUCGCUACAUUCAUAUUGAGCUGCUCGGGUUCCCGCCUCAAAGUUCUCCUUCACAUAUAAAGAUCGGCGACAAAGUCAGAGUGAAGCCUUCUGUCACCACGCCAAAGUACAAAUGGGGGUCUGUCACCCACAGGAGUGUCGGCGUUGUCAAAGCUUUCAGUGCCAACGGGAAGGACGUCAUCGUCGACUUCCCUCAGCAGUCGCACUGGACCGGCUUGCUGUCCGAAAUGGAAUUAGUGCCAAGCGUGCAUCCUGGAAUCAGGUGCGACGGUUGCCAGAUGUUCCCCAUCAACGGCGCCCGAUUCAAAUGCCGAGCCUGCGACGACUUUGACUUCUGCGAAAACUGCUUCAAGACACGCAAGCACAACACUCGACAUUCUUUUGGCAGAAUUAAUGAGCCUGGCCAAUCACCUGCCUUCUGCGGCCGCUCGGGGAAGCAGCUGAAGAAGCACCACAGUAGCCAGCGCGGCAUGCUAAUCGACGAAUGGUCGCGUGUCGUUAAAAGUCUCAAUGUCUCGUCAUCUGUCAAUCAAGCCUUGCGCCUUAUUGACGCCAGCGACCAGUGUUGGCAGUCGUCCGGCUCGCAGGGGAAGCACUGGAUUCGACUGGAGCUCUUCCCAGACAUCCUUGUGCAUCGGCUGAAAAUGGUCGUGGACCCAGCGGACAGCAGCUACAUGCCCUCUCUGGUUGUGGUAUCUGGUGGCAGCUCAUUGAAUAACCUAACUGAACUUAAGACCAUUACCAUCAACCCAACUGACACCAUGGUCAUCCUGCUCAGCGACUGUACUGAGUAUCACAGGUACGUAGAGAUAGCCAUCAAGCAGUGCCGCAGCUCCGGAAUAGACUGCAAAAUCCACGGGCUUGGCAUCCUGGGACGCAUCCGAGCAGAAGAUGAUGACCUGGCCACAGUUCCUUUCCUGGCGUCGGACAAUGAAGAAGAAGACGACGACAAAACGACCACUGGGAGUCUUGCCCGCAAGAAAUCUUCGGGUUUGGAGUCGUCUGCCACCAUCAGGACUAAAGUGUUUGUCUGGGGGCUGAAUGACAAAGAUCAGCUGGGCGGUCUUAAAGGAUCCAAGAUUAAGGUGCCUUCUUUCUCUGAAGCACUCUCCGCACUCAACGUGGUUCAAGUCGCCGGUGGUUCAAAAAGUCUCUUUGCAGUCACAGUGGAGGGCAAAAUCUACGCGUGUGGCGAGGCCACCAACGGCAGGUUGGGCCUGGGCCUGUCCAGCGGCACUAUCCCAAUCCCGAGGCAGAUCAGCGCCCUCAGCAACUACGUGGUGAAGAAGGUGGCCGUGCACUCGGGCGGGCGCCACGCCAUGGCGCUUACCGUGGACGGCAAGGUUUUUUCCUGGGGCGAGGGGGACGACGGGAAGCUGGGACACUUCAGCAGAAUGAACUGCGACAAACCUCGUCUGAUCGAGGCUCUGAAGACCAAGCGCAUCCGUGACAUCGCUUGCGGUAGCUCCCACAGCGCUGCCAUUACCUCAUCUGGGGAGCUCUACAGCUGGGGUCUUGGGGAAUACGGCCGUCUGGGACACGGCGAUAACACGACGCAGCUCAGGCCCAAACUUGUGAAGGUGCUUCUGGGACACCGUGUGAUCCAGGUGGCGUGUGGGAGUAGGGACGCACAAACAUUGGCUCUCACUGAUGAAGGAUUGGUGUUUUCGUGGGGAGACGGGGACUUUGGGAAGCUGGGUCGCGGAGGUAGCGAAGGAUGUAACAUCCCCCAGAACAUCGAGAGGUUAAAUGGGCAAGGCGUCAGCCAGAUUGAGUGCGGAGCGCAGUUCUCCUUAGCACUCACCAAAUCGGGCGUGGUGUGGACCUGGGGCAAAGGAGACUACUUUCGACUAGGACAUGGCACUGAUGUCCAUGUACGGAAGCCUCAAAUGGUGGAGGGGCUGAGAGGCAAAAAGAUCAUCCAUGUAGCCGUGGGAGCGUUGCACUGUUUGGCAGUUACCGAUUCAGGACAGGUGUAUGCAUGGGGCGACAAUGACCACGGGCAGCAGGGUAACGGCACCACCACCGUCAAUAGGAAGCCCACACUAGUGCAGGGUCUGGAAGGUCAGAAGAUCACCAGGGUGGCUUGCGGUUCCUCGCACAGCGUGGCCUGGACCACCAUGGACGUGACCACUCCUUCCGUGCACGAGCCAGUCCUUUUCCAGACCGCCAGGGACUCGUUAGGGGCUUCUUAUUUAGGCGUCCAGUCAGACACUGACUCAUCAGGAGCCAGCAACAAGAUGAGCGGUCAAAGCAACGUGAAGCCCAAUAGACCAUCACUAGCCAAAAUUCUUCUCAGUCUGGACGGCAACCUGGCCAAGCAACAAGCCUUGUCUCACGUGCUCUCAGCCCUCCAGAUCAUGUAUGCCAGGGACGCGGUGGUAGGCGCGCUGAUGCCAGCCAGCAUGAUCGUGCCAGUUGAACGUCCUUCCAGCUCUCCCGUGCCGCCGUUCGACUCUUCGUCCUCAUCCAGCGCCAGCGACGACGAAGGCUCUCUCGUCAUGGCUGAGACAGAGGCGCCGGUCAGCCCUAAUCCUUGGCAGGAUAAGAAGGGCGAGGUUCCAUCCUCCGAAGAUGCCGUAACGCCAUCGUCCGCUGUCACGCCGUCCGCCUCGGGCGCAUCCUCGCGUCCUUUCAUCCCCGUCACCGAUGACCCAGGAGCGGCUAGCAUCAUUGCGGAGACCAUGACGAAGACCAAAGAGGACUCCGAAAGCCAGAACAAAGUAGUGGGUCCUGAGCCUCAAUACCUGGAUGAAUUCUCAAGCCUGCUGGUGCCCGACGACACCCGUGUCAUAGUGGACCUGCUCAAACUGGCCGUGUCUUGUCGCUCUGGGGAAAAAGGCAAGGAUGUGCUGUCGGCCAUCUUGUCCGGCAUGGGGACUGCAUACCCUCAGGUGGUGGACAUGCUGCUGGAGCUGUGCGUUACCGAGCUGGAGGACGUGGCUACCGACUCUCAGAGCGGACGUCUGUCCUCGCAGCCCGUCAUCGUGGAGAGCAGCCACCCCUAUACGGACGACACCUCCACCAGUGGGACUGUCAAGAUCCCUGGCGCAGAAGGUCUUCGGAUAGAGUUUGACCGACAGUGUUCGACGGAAAGACGACACGACCCUUUGACGGUUAUGGAUGGAGCCAAUCGGAUAGUGUCAGUCAGAUCAGGUCGGGAGUGGUCCGACUGGUCCAGCGAAUUAAGGAUUCCAGGUGACGAGCUCAAGUGGAAAUUCACCAGCGAUGGCUCGGUGAAUGGCUGGGGUUGGCGUUUCACCGUGUACCCUAUCAUGCCUGCUGCAGGUCCAAAAGACUUGCUGUCAGAUCGCUGCAUCUUGUCCUGCCCUUCCAUGGACUUGGUGACGUGUCUCCUAGACUUCCGGCUAAACUUCACCUCCAACAGGAGCAUUGUGCCCCGUCUUGCUGCAUCUCUAGCAGCUUGUGCCCAGCUCAGUGCUUUAGCUGCCGGACACAGAAUGUGGGCCUUGCAAAGACUGCGAAAGCUUCUGACCACAGAGUUUGGGCAGUCCAUCAAUAUAAACAGGCUGCUGGGCGAAACGGAUGGCGAGGCCCGUGCCGUGAGUUUUACAGGCAGCGCACUAGCCGCCUUGGUUAAGGGCCUUCCCGAGGCUCUGCAAAGGCAGUACGAAUACGAGGACCCCAUUGUCCGGGGAGGGAAACAGCUGCUCCACAGCCCCUUUUUCAAGGUGUUGGUGGCUCUCGCCUGCGACUUGGAGCUGGACACUUUGCCAUGUUGCGCCGAGACACACAAGUGGGCGUGGUUCCGCCGCUACUCGACUGCCUCCAGGGUGGCCGUGGCACUAGACAAAAGGACAUCCCUGCCCAGACCUUUUCUGGAUGAGGUGACCAAAAAGAUUCGCGAGCUCAUGGCCGACCACGAGAGCGUCAAUGUUCUCCACGAGAGCCACGACCUGUUCAAACGUGAGCACGACGAGCAGCUGGUGCAGUGGAUGAACCGGCGGCCCGACGACUGGACCCUGUCGGCGGGCGGCAGUGGCACCAUCUACGGCUGGGGGCACAACCACCGCGGACAGCUUGGCGGCAUCGAGGGCGCCAAGGUCAAAGUGCCCACGCCCACCGAAGCCCUCGCCACGCUGCGGCCCGUGCAGCUCAUCGGAGGGGAGCAGACGCUGUUUGCGGUCACUGCCGAUGGAAAGUUGUACGCCACCGGUUAUGGCGCCGGAGGCAGGCUGGGUAUCGGAGGCACCGAGUCUGUGUCAACUCCGACCCUGCUGGAGUCCAUCCAGCACGUAUUCAUCAGGAAAGUGGCAGUCAACUCCGGAGGAAAACAUUGCCUGGCCCUCUCGUCGGAGGGAGAGGUUUACUCCUGGGGAGAAGCGGAGGACGGAAAACUAGGCCAUGGCAACAGAAGCCCCUGUGAUCGUCCUCGUGUAAUCGAGUCUCUGAGGGGAGUGGAAGUGGUGGAUAUCGCCGCGGGUGGAGCGCACAGUGCUUGCAUCACGGCCAGCGGAGAGCUUUUCACUUGGGGAAAGGGCCGCUACGGCCGCCUGGGUCACGGGGACAGUGAGGACCAGCUCAAGCCCAAACUGGUGGAUGCUCUGCAGGGCCACAGAGUGAUCGACGUGGCCUGCGGUAGCGGCGAUGCCCAGACACUCUGCCUGACUGACGAUGACAUGGUGUGGUCCUGGGGUGACGGUGACUACGGAAAACUGGGUCGAGGGGGUAGCGACGGCUGCAAAAUACCAAUGAAAAUUGAUUUACUGACCGGCAUGGGCGUGGUCAAAGUGGAAUGCGGCUCACAGUUCUCCGUAGCGCUCACAAAGGCAGGAGCGGUCUACACUUGGGGCAAAGGAGACUACCAUCGACUGGGACACGGUUCCGACGACCACGUUAGGAGGCCUCGGCAGGUCCAAGGCCUCCAGGGGAAGAAAGUGAUCGCCAUCGCGACCGGUUCGUUGCACUGUGUGUGCUGCACUGAGGAUGGCUCAGGAGAAGUGUUCACUUGGGGCGACAACGACGAGGGCCAACUGGGCGACGGCACCACCAACGCCAUCCAGAGGCCGCGGCUGGUGGCGGCGCUGCAGGGCAAGAAGAUCAACCGGGUGGCUUGUGGCUCGGCCCACACACUUGCCUGGUCCACCAGCAAGCCCACCAACGCUGGAAAGCUUCCUGCGCAGGUUCCGAUGGAAUACAACCACCUACAGGAGAUCCCUAUCAUGGCGUUGAGAAACAGGCUCCUCUUGCUGCAUCACAUCUCCGAGCUCUUCUGCCCCUGCAUUCCCAUGUUCGACCUGGAAGGGCGCUUGGGCCAGACGGGUCAGGGACCCUCCCUAGGCUUUGACACCCUCCGCGGCAUCCUCAUCUCACAGGGCAAGGAAGCGGCUUUCAGAAAGGUGGUUCAGGCCACCAUGGUGAGGGAUAGACAACACGGACCUGUGGUGGAGCUCAAUAGGAUACAGGUGAAGCGCUCUCGAAGGAAAGGAGGCCUAGCCGGACCUGACGGAACCAAGUCUGUGUUCGGUCAGAUGUGUGCCAAAAUGAGCUCGUUCAGCCCAGACUCUCUGUUGCUUCCCCACAGAGUUUGGAAGGUCAAAUUUGUGGGAGAGUCUGUGGAUGACUGCGGCGGCGGCUACAGCGAGUCCAUCGCCGAGAUGUGCGAGGAGCUCCAGAACUCCCUGACCCCGCUUCUCAUCGUCACCCCCAACGGACGCGACGAGUCGGGGGCUAACCGGGACUGCUUCCUGCUUAACCCCGCCUCCAAAUCGCAAUUGCACAUGAGCAUGUUCCGGUUCCUAGGCGUUCUUCUGGGCAUCGCGAUCCGCUCCGGAAGUCCGCUGAGUCUCAAUCUAGCCGAGCCGGUGUGGAAGCAGCUGGCCGGAAUGAACUUGACGAUUGCUGACCUCAGUGAGGUGGACAAGGACUUCAUUCCUGGCCUGAUGUACAUCCGAGAUAAUGAGGCCACGUCUGAAGAGUUCGAGGCUAUGACUUUGCCCUUCACUGUGCCCAACGCCAGCGGUCAGGAUAUUCAGCUUAGCUCCAAAUACUCACACAUCACGCUGGACAAUCGGGCAGAAUACGUGCGACUCGCCAUCAACUACAGGCUGCAUGAGUUUGACGAGCAGGUGUCAGCGGUGCGGGAGGGGAUGGCUCGCGUCGUCCCUGUUCCUGUGCUCUCACUUUUCACGGGAUACGAACUGGAAACUAUGGUGUGCGGUAGCCCCGACAUCCCUCUGCACCUUCUGAAGUCAGUGGCCACCUACAAGGGCGUGGAGCCCACGGCCCCGCUGGUGCAAUGGUUCUGGGAAGUCAUGGAGUCCUUCUCCAACACGGAGCGCUCGCUUUUCCUGCGCUUCGUCUGGGGGCGCACGCGACUGCCGCGCACCAUCGCCGACUUCCGUGGACGCGACUUUGUCGUACAGGUGCUAGACAAAUACAACCCUCCCGACCACUUCCUCCCCGAGUCGUACACAUGUUUCUUCCUGCUCAAGUUGCCGCGCUACUCGUGCAAGCAGGUGCUGCAGGAAAAACUCAAAUACGCCAUCCACUUCUGCAAGUCCAUCGACACGGACGACUACGCCCGCAUCGCACUGUCGGGCGAGCCGGCCGCAGACGACAGCAGCGACGACUCCGACAACGAGGACGCCGACUCCUUCGCCUCCGACUCAACGCAGGACUACCUCACCGGGCACUGACCGACCGGUUAGUGGGAAGUCUGGCCCAGGUGGAAUUUUUUUUUUUAUUGCUCACAUUCCUGCAGGUUAAGACUCACUCGUCUGUGUGUGAAUGUGUGUGCGCGCGCAACCAGCUGUGAAACAUUACGAGCUUAGAAGAAGAAGAGCCAUCCCGUGAUUGUUAUGAUUUAUUUAUAUUCUAAAGAUGACGUUAGUGUCUUUGUAAAUAGGAUCAACAGUAGCUUCCCCCUUUUUGUCUCUGAAUGAUAAUAAAUAAUCCUUUUAAAUUGUAGUUAUUGUUGCUCACGCGUCGGUCUACUGAAGUGUCCGUCAACACGGCGUCUCCCCGCGAAUGUCUGUACAUAAAUAUACAGAAAUAAAUAUGACUGUGCCAUGGAAUUUCACGGAAAACUGUCG